Messenger RNA from Homalodisca vitripennis (glassy-winged sharpshooter), 5077 nucleotides. Its product is annotated as multidrug resistance-associated protein 1-like. Gene Ontology annotation, molecular function: ABC-type transporter activity; ATP binding; ATP hydrolysis activity. Lineage: Eukaryota; Metazoa; Arthropoda; Insecta; Hemiptera; Cicadellidae. Gene Ontology annotation, biological process: transmembrane transport. The transcript has 31 exons. Gene Ontology annotation, cellular component: membrane. The record is from RefSeq and is a predicted model, not a curated record. Bases 276 to 4940 code for a protein of 1554 amino acids.
CAGACAGAUUUCUGGUAUGAAAUGUCGAAAUGAAGCUAAAAAUAUUUAGUACAGUGCGUUGCUUCUCGUCGUUGGGUUGUUUAGUGAAUUUAUUAGUUAGUAAUUUAAUAUGAAUGCAUAUUGUUUAGAUGAAGUUAAAUCAUCUCUACCAGGAGCGUUUGUUAACUAUGAUAUCCGAUCCACUGACAGUAUUAAUAUUACUUCUAUCUUAUGAAUUCACUUGUAUUAGUAAAUUUUUGUUUCAUAACUAAUCAUUUUAUAAAUAAUUAUAUAAUAUGAAUUCUUUUUUGGACGAAUUUUGUGGCUCAGCGUUUUGGGACUCCAAUAUCACAUGGCAUACUGAAGAUCCUGAUUUAACUCCAUGUUUUGAGAAGACAAUCCUUUUAUGGUUCCCAGGUGUAUUUUUACUUAUCUUCCUUCCUCUAGAGUUUGGCUGGAUCAACCGAAGCAGAGCAAAACACAUUCCUUGGUCAUGGCUGAAUAUUUCCAAAAUCGUGGUGGUAGGUCUGCUCAUGGUAGUCAGUGUGGCCAACCUAACGUAUAUUUCCCAACAAGGGAACAGAUACCCAGCUGACUUUGCUGCUCCUGUAGUGCAAUUUUUUGUGUAUAGCCUGAUCAUGAUCCUCGUGCUGCUACACAAGAUACAGGGUGUCCAGGUGUCUUAUCUCCUGUUCUUUGUCAGUCUACUGUUAGUACUGUGUCAGACACCUCAGAUGUACUCUUACAUCAGGAUCUUCUUAAACUCUGAUUUUGAAGACAUUUAUUUGACCGCUGUGAACAUUACAGUGUAUGCCUUACAUUGUGCCUUGCUUAUUCUCCAGUUCUUCUGUGAUAAACCGCCCAUUUAUAAUGAAUACCCCAACUUAGAGAGACCCAGUCCAGAAAGUUUAGCAUCUGUGCCCUCGAGGCUCACAUACUCAUGGUUCACUCCUCUAGUGAAGCUUGGGGCCAAGAAACCCCUGGAAGCUUCGGACAUGUUUACACUCAACCAUGAAAACACAUCAAAAGUUAUUGUCUCCAGAUUUGAUAAGAACUGGGUGGUCUCAGUUGAAAAAACGAAUCGACCAAAAGUCUCAUAUGACAAACGAUCCUCUAAAGUUGGUUUCUACCGCACUGUCAGACCACAGACGUCCAUACUGUCUGCCUUGUGCAAGACAUUUGGUCCGUCAUUUCUUAUGGGGUCACUCCUAAAACUUUUUCAGGAUAUUGUCGUUUUCAUCAACCCUCAACUGCUAAAUUUGGUGAUCUCAUUUGUCUCGAGUGACGAGAGCCUGUGGAAAGGCUGUAUGUAUGCUGCACUUAUGUUUAUCACCUCAAUCGUCCAGAUGUUCCUCCUCAACCGUUACUUUCUCACAAUGAACUUUGUUGGCAUCAGGAUAACCACGGCUCUAAUUUCCGCAAUUUAUAGGAAGUCACUGAAGCUGUCCAAUGCUGCCCGUAAGCAAUCAACACUAGGAGAGGUGGUAAACUUGAUGGCAGUGGACGCAUCGGCUUUCCAGCAGCUGAUGGUGAGUCUCAACCUCGUCUGGUCGGCUCCUCUCCAGAUCACACUGGCACUCUAUUUCCUUUGGCAGUUGCUCGGUCCUGCAGUGUUGGCUGGUCUUGCAGUUAUGAUUCUCAUGGUUCCUGUCAAUGUAUGGCUAGUUCGACAGAAUAGGAGACUGCGGAUUAAACAAAUGAAGUACAAAGACGAACGCAUUAAAAUCAUGAAUGAAGUCCUGUCAGGUAUAAAGGUAUUGAAGUUGUAUGCUUGGGAGCCUAGCUUUGAGCAAAAGAUCACCAAUAUUAGACAAAAAGAGAUAAAUGUUCUGAAAACAGCUGUAUACUACAACACUUGCAGCAUAUUUGUGUUCAGCAUGACACCAUACCUGGUAGCUCUUGCAUCAUUUGCCUUUUUUGUGCUUUACGAUGAUCACAACAUUCUAGAUGCUCAGACAGCCUUUGUGUCUUUGUCACUGUUCAACAUCCUGAGGUUUCCCUUGGCUAUGCUUCCUCAAGUCAUGAACAGCCUUGUGUUGACAGCUGUUUCUAUGAAAAGAAUUAAUAAAUUUUUAAAUAAUGAAGAGUUAGAUCCACACUCUGUUACACACGACAACACAGAACGAGAUCCAAUAGUUGUGGAGGAUGGAACAUUUUCAUGGGAAUCAGGAGAUGACAACAGUAUUGUGUUGAGAAACAUCAAUGUGCGUGUGCCUGCAAGCAGCCUGGUGGCUGUGGUGGGUUCGGUUGGCUCAGGAAAGAGCUCUCUCCUGGCAGCUGUGCUGGGUGAGAUGGAUAAACUCUCAGGCAAAGUUAACACCAAGGGCAGCAUAGCAUAUGUGCCUCAACUAGCCUGGAUCCAGAAUGCCACCUUAAGAAAGAACAUCACUUGUGCGCACGAGUUUGACAUGGGUACAUUCAAGAAAGUGGUCAAGGCUUGUGCAUUGGAACAAGAUUUGGAAAUGUUGCCUGGAGGAGACAUGACCGAAAUUGGUGAAAAGGGUAUAAACCUGAGUGGUGGCCAGAAACAGCGUAUCAGUCUAGCAAGAGCUGUCUACAGCAAGGCCGACGUGUACUUGCUCGAUGAUCCUCUCAGCGCUGUUGACUCUCAUGUCGGUAAACACAUCUUCGAGAAUGUUAUUGGGCCCUAUGGAGUUCUUCGUAAAAAGACACGGGUAUUGGUGACACAUGGAGUGACUUUCCUGCCAGAGACGGAUCUAAUAAUUGUGAUGAAGGACGGCCAGGUGGCAGAGACAGGCAGUUAUCAGCAGCUGGUCAAGAGUAAGGGUGCCUUUGCUGACUUUCUGCUCCAGUACUUGGAACAGGCUGAUGAACCAGAUGGUAAACUGGAGGAGAUCCGAGAAGAACUGCUGAAGGACCCUUCUUUACGGGACAAGUACACCAGAGCCAUUUCUGUCAGAAGUGAGGAGUCAAAUAAAAGUAACUCUUUGCAAAGGCAGAUUUCAGCUGAGUCCAACAUAUCAGUAAUGGCUUCAUCAAAAAUAUCUCUAAGCAAAGAAAACUGUGACAAGCCAGAAAAGAUGGGAAAGAAAAAACUGAUGACUGUAGAAGAAGCUGAAACUGGUAAUGUAAAACUGAGCGUAUUCCUGUACUACUGCAAGGCCAUUGGUGUUCUGACGGCGACACUAACUAUCUCCAGUAUCAUCCUGUACCAAACAUUCCUGGUAUCCACGAACCUGUGGCUGUCGCGUCUUGUAAAACUGAGCGUAUUCCUGUACUACUGCAAGGCCAUUGGUGUUCUGACGGCGACACUAACUAUCUCCAGUAUCAUCCUGUACCAAACAUUCCUGGUAUCCACGAACCUGUGGCUGUCGCGUUGGUCCAGUGACAACAGCACUGUGGUGAAUGGCACUCAGGACACCAGCAAGACACAUCUUUACCUGAGUGUGUAUGCAGCCCUUGGUGUCGGACAAGCCAUCUUCAACAUGGUGUCCAACCUGUCACUCUCUCUCGGCUGUCUGUUCGCGGCGGCCUGGCUCCACAACACCAUGCUGCAGCGCGUCUUGCGUGCACCCAUGAGCUACUUUGACACCACUCCUCUCGGCCGUAUCAUCAACCGGUUUAGCAAGGACAUCGACAUCUGUGACACCAUGUUGUCCUUUAACCUCUCGGCUUUCCUGGGUCUGCUUGUCCAGGUAAUAGCAACUGUGAUUGUGAUAACAUACAGCACUCCUGCCUUCAUCAUUGUCAUCAUUCCUAUUCUUAUAUUCAACUUUAUUUUGCAGAGAUUUUUUGUGUCCACUUCUCGUCAACUGAAGAGACUUGAGUCGACCACCCGUUCACCGGUGUACUCUCAUUUCAGUGAAACCAUUCAAGGUUCACAAUCAAUCAGAGCUUAUGGAAUGCAGGAAGUGUUCAUCUCUCAGUCAGAAGAAAAAGUGGACUUAAACCAGUCCUGCAACUAUCCGAACAUGGUUGCCAUGAGGUGGUUGGCAGUUCGCUUAGAGUCAGUUGGCAAUCUGAUUGUGUUCUUCUCGGCCCUGUUUGCUGUGCUCUACCGAGGAUCACUUGAUGCAGGUUUAGCUGGAAUUUCAAUUACUUAUGCUUUACAGGUAACUGGAACACUCAACUUCUUCGUGCGCUCUGCAGCUGAUGUAGAAACUAAUAUUGUAUCAGUGGAGAGAAUAAAAGAAUAUACAGAAAUAAAGCAGGAAGCAGCUUGGACAGUCCAGCCAAAACCAGACCCUCUUUGGCCAACAAAAGGAAAUAUAGAGUUUUCAGACUACAAGGUUCGCUACAGAGAAGGUCUGGAGCUUGUGCUGGGAGGUGUCUCUUGUAAUAUCUAUCCUGGUGAGAAGGUGGGUAUUGUUGGCCGCACUGGGGCUGGCAAGUCCUCACUCACUUUGGCCCUAUUCCGUAUACUGGAGGCAGCUGGAGGCUCCAUCUCCAUUGAUGGGUCUAACAUCGCUUCUAUUGGCUUGCAUGAUCUCCGCAGUCGGCUUACUAUCAUUCCUCAGGAUCCAGUGCUUUUCUCUGGGACUUUGCGGAACAACUUGGACCCAUUCGACAAGGAGACAGACCAAGCGCUUUGGAAAGCACUGGAGAUGUCCAACCUGAAACCUUUUGUCUCAAGCCUGCCUCUAGGUCUGAAUCAUCUCAUUACCGAGGGUGGAGAUAACCUCAGUGUGGGUCAGAAACAACUGAUUUGUCUGAGUCGGGCUCUCCUCAGAAAGACAAAGAUAUUGAUCCUGGAUGAGGCAACGGCUGCUGUUGACCUUGAAACAGAUGAAAUAAUCCAGAGAACUAUCCGGUCAGAGUUCAAGGAUUGCACAGUACUCACAAUAGCACAUCGCCUCAACACUAUCAUGGACUAUAACCGGAUUUUGGUUUUAGACAAAGGAAAGGUGAAGGAAUUUGAUGCACCAAACACUCUCAUUCAAAAUACUCAGAGUAUUUUUCACAAUAUGGUAAAGGAUGCCGGUAUUAUAUUUUCGUCCUAACUGUGAUAUACCGACCAAGUAUUAAUGUGAACAACAAAUUUGUACUUAGCCAUAAUUUUAUGAUUGAAUGUGUUCUAAAAACUUAUGUUUAGUUUUAUUCAUGUACACUUUAUUAAAGAUAUAUACACAAUCAAAAA